CGACGGUUCAAAACAAGCCGUUAUCACGGUUCAUUCCAUAAGAAAUACAUGGGUCGAAAAACAUGUUUGAAAAAAAUUGGUUUUAAGUGCAUUUGUAUUUUUUUCUUAAAGUUCUAACUAUUAAAAACAUGUUCUUUACAAGUUUAUACAUAUAUACCGACCAAAAAUAUGAAGCUAAACGCUUUUUUCGUCAAUAUAAUCAAAGUGUAGUAUUUUGUAUUUCUAUGGCACACACAUUAUACCACAUACUCUAUGGAUUAUACACAAAUCAGUUAAGUAUUAUUAAUAUUUUUUACUAUUGCAAUUUUUACAUAGAAGUAUGUACUAUUUUCCCUCCAUUUUACAUAAUAAGUAUGUUUUAUUACUAUACUUAUAUAUUAUAUAAUUUGUUGUUUUUUUCUUUUUGAGCCAUUUGCUUGCCCUAAGCUUUGUUUCGGCGGUCUUCAGUGAGCAAAUAAAGUGUCAGAUUUCCUUUUUGAAUUAAAAAAUAUGACGUCAAACAGCAUCAUCAAGCUUUCGUGCAUCAUUAAUUUUAUUGAUGAUAAAAAAAUAUUUUCUAAAGGAGAAAAUUCUUUUGAAUGUGGCUAUGUCAAAAGUUUUAAUUACAUACCUGAUGUGGGUAUACUUAGUGGUCAAGUGCAUGCAAGUAUGAAAAAUAAAUUGUAUGAUGUUAAGAUAUUUUUCAAAGAUAAAAAUAUUGAACAUGCCAGCUGUACAUGUCCGACAGGUUUGACAAAAUGCCAUCAUAUGGUUUCACUUCUUUUACAUGGGCAUAAUAAUAUAUCUGUAACUGAUAUAUCAUGCAGCUGGUCAAAAAAAUCUGUAAGAGAAAAUGAUGAAUUAUUGAUUAUUGAUGAUAUUUAUGAAAAUAAUUUUAAAGCUGUUACUGAUACACACAAUAUUGAUUUUAAAGCUUUAUGCUUUGAUAAAUUAACAGCAACUAAUCAAACAGUUGGAUUUUCAUGGUUUUUAAGUCCAGAACCUCCAGUUGAAGAUUUAAGUGAUAUUCUUCUAUUGGAAAAUGUUCUUAAUUCUUCAGAAUUUAGAAAUUCUAAAAAUAGUGUUCAAAUGUUGUCUGACAUUUGUAAGUUAUCUUUUGAACAGGUUAAAGAUAUAGCUUCAAUGACCAUAGGGCUAUUUGCAAAUGUAAAAUGGUGUCUUUCUAGGAAAUUUCGUCUUACUUCGAGUAAUUUUCAUAAAAUAAUAAAAUCGGUCAAAAGUAAUCGAUAUCCUAAUUCACUUUUUAAAGGUCUCUUAGGAAAAUAUUUUGUGGAUGGAGUUAAAUCGAUUGAAUGGGGGAAAACACAUGAAAGUAUUGCAAUUGAAGAGUUUGAGAAGGCUAACAAUUCUAUUGUGACUAAAACUGGCAUUUGGUUACAUGAAUCUGGAGCUGACUGGGAGCCAGUCCAGAUGGUUUGCUUUUCGAUGAAAACUCUUCUUAUUGCAUUGAAGUUAAGUGUCCUUAUAAAUUUCGGAAUGAAGACUUAAAAAUUGCGCUUUCAAAUUCAAAAGAUUACAUCAUUUACUUUGAUAUAAAUAAAAAUGAUUUCGUUUUAAAUUCCAACCAUGAAUAUUAUGACCAAAUACAAGGUCAAAUGCACAUGACAAAAAUGUCAUCUGCAAUUCUUAUUAUAUGGACUACUAAAUCUUUAGUUGCUUUCAAAAUGUAUAAAGAUCCAAAUUGGUCAUCAAAUAUUGAUAUUUUAUUAAAUUUUUACCAUCAUAAAUUCAUACCUUAUAUUUUAACAGACAAUUAAUUUUUAUACAUAUCAAAAUUUAUAUCCUUCUAUAUAUUACAUUUUAUAUACUUGAAAUAGAUAGUCUAUAGUCUAGGAAUUUCUUAUAAAAAUAAUAAAAAAAAAUAUAUACUUGGGUUAAUUUCAUAAUACAAUUAUAACAA
Myzus persicae (green peach aphid) is the source of this 1900-nucleotide messenger RNA. RefSeq lists its product as uncharacterized. Bases 490 to 1488 code for a protein of 332 amino acids. The record is from RefSeq and is a predicted model, not a curated record. Lineage: Eukaryota; Metazoa; Arthropoda; Insecta; Hemiptera; Aphididae. Gene Ontology annotation, molecular function: zinc ion binding. The transcript is spliced from 3 exons.